AUGGAGGAGAAGCUGAUCGAGGAGGACGGAGCCGGCCCCUCUGCACCGGGCCGGGGGAGGGUGGUGCUGGAGCGCUGGAAGAGCCUCCUGCGCCGCCUGGGGCAGUGGAUCAGGGAGUACUGCCAGGAGAACGGCCUGCUGACUCUGUCCAUCCUCGCCGUGCUGACCGGCUGCGUCCUGGGCUUCCUGCUCAGGUCUCUACAUCUCUCCACGCAGGCCAAAAUCUACUUCUCCUUCCCGGGGGAGCUACUCAUGCGCAUCCUGAAAAUGCUGAUCCUCCCGCUAAUCACGUCCAGUCUGAUGUCGGGUCUGUCAGCGAUGGACACCAAGGCCAGCGGACGCAUGGGCAUCCUCACCAUCACCUACUACCUGUGGACCACCUUCAUCGCCGUCAUCGUGGGCAUCGUCCUGGUAACCACCAUACACCCGGGCACCGGCACCGAGAAGGACACCCAUCACCACGGCAACGGGCCCGUCAUGACCUCAGCCGACGCCCUGCUCGACCUCAUCCGGAACAUGAUUCCAGCCAAUCUGGUCGAAGCAACUUUUCAACAGUAUAAGACAGACCUGCUGCCGCUGGUGAAGGCCGUGGAUAAGGCGGUGCCGCUGAACCACGUGUACCUGAUGCCGGACGACGCGGACCCUGAGCUCCGGCGGCCGGUCUUCCUGCACAUCACGCCCGCCCCGGAGGUGGAGUACCGCAUCGCGCCCGGCUACAGCAAGCAGAUGAACGUGCUGGGCGUGGUCGUCUUCUCUGCCACCAUGGGGCUGCUGCUGGGCAGAAUGGGGGAACGAGGCAUGCCAUUGGUCAGCGUGUGCCAGUGUAUCAACGAGUGUGUGAUGAAGAUCAUCGCUGCUGCCAUGUGGUAUUUUCCGUUUGGGAUCAUCUUCCUGGUGGCGGGUAAGAUUGUGGAGAUGGAGGACCCGUCCAGCAUCGGGGAGCGGCUGGGCAUGUACACCAUGACGGUGAUGCUGGGCCUGGGAGUGCACGGCCUGGUGCUGCUGCCACUCUUCUACUUCCUCCUGACCCGCAAGAACCCCUUCAUCUUCAUCCGCGGGCUGCUGCAGGCACUCGUCAUCGCCCUGGCCACCUCGUCCAGCUCUGCUACCCUCCCCAUCACCAUGAAGUGCCUGCUGGAGAACUGCGGGGUGGACCGGCACAUCGCCCGCUUCGUCCUGCCCGUGGGCGCCACCAUCAACAUGGACGGCACCGCCCUGUACGAGGCCGUGGCCGCCAUCUUCAUCGCCCAGGUCAACGAGUACGAGCUCGACUUCGGCCAACUGGUCACCAUCAGCAUCACAGCGACUGCCGCCAGCAUAGGGGCUGCUGGGAUACCGCAGGCGGGCCUGGUAACCAUGGUGAUCGUGCUGACCUCAGUGGGCCUGCCGGCCGAUGACAUCACACUCAUCGUGGCCAUCGACUGGGUGCUGGACCGUUUCCGCACCAUGAUCAACGUGCUGGGCGACGCCCUCGCUGCGGGCAUCAUGGCACACCUGUGCAGGAAAGACUUUCCCCCCGAGGGGAGCCGGCGGAACACAGCCACGUCCUUCGAUGCGUUCCCGGGCAUGAGAGGCAGGAGGACGUCCCUGCACCCCAAGGCCCAGACCAGCCUGGACCCCACGAACGCACCCACACCGAGCGUACCCCAAACGGACGGCCCCACGGAGACCGCCCCCCCGCUGGGCGGGGCGCAGGCGGGCGUGUCCCUGAUGGACCUGCCCAUCCUGGCCUGCAGGGACUGUGUCCUGGAGGUGAGCGGGGACAGGGCCUCAGACCCGCCCGUCUCCAGCUACAAGGUCUGUCACGUCUGA
Conger conger (European conger) is the source of this 1812-nucleotide messenger RNA. Its product is annotated as excitatory amino acid transporter 5-like. Gene Ontology annotation, cellular component: plasma membrane. Bases 1 to 1812 code for a protein of 603 amino acids. The record is from RefSeq and is a predicted model, not a curated record. Gene Ontology annotation, biological process: L-glutamate transmembrane transport. Gene Ontology annotation, molecular function: glutamate:sodium symporter activity; L-glutamate transmembrane transporter activity; neutral L-amino acid transmembrane transporter activity. Lineage: Eukaryota; Metazoa; Chordata; Actinopteri; Anguilliformes; Congridae. The transcript is spliced from 11 exons.